AUGACAGCGGGAACAGUCGUGAUCACCGGAGGAAUUCUGGCCACAGUGAUUCUGCUGUGUAUCAUCGCUGUGCUCUGCUACUGUAGACUCCAGUACUACUGCUGUAAGUCCAAUGGCUCGGACAGCGGCUCUCUGUCCCAGCAGCACUUCGCCUGUAACGCGUGCUCCGUCUCGGGUCUGGACUCGGUGUGCACGCCCCUGUCCCUGUCGCCCCCGGAGCCGCCCGCCGCCCCCGCCAAGCCCCCCGCUGGACGCCCGCGGUACUGCCCCUCCUGCUCGCCGUACCGCUCGCCCUUCUACGUACGCACCACGGACGACACGCGCAACGGCGGCGAGCGCGUCACCUACAUGCCCACCCACUACGAGAACCCCGCCCUGGCCCCGCCCCUUCCCGCCGCACCGCCGGGGAGAGGCGGCGCCAUGCUGAGGAGCGCCCCCUGGAGUCCGCCGGCGGAGUUUUACACCAACACCAGGGCCGUGAGCACCGAAGUGUAA
Boleophthalmus pectinirostris (great blue-spotted mudskipper) is the source of this 495-nucleotide messenger RNA. It is a transcript of the gene fam163ab, whose product is annotated as family with sequence similarity 163 member Ab. Bases 1 to 495 code for a protein of 164 amino acids. The record is from RefSeq and is a predicted model, not a curated record. The transcript has 2 exons. Lineage: Eukaryota; Metazoa; Chordata; Actinopteri; Gobiiformes; Gobiidae.